Messenger RNA from Macadamia integrifolia, 1211 nucleotides. RefSeq names its product UDP-glucose flavonoid 3-O-glucosyltransferase 7-like. The record is from RefSeq and is a predicted model, not a curated record. The coding region runs from base 21 to 1100 and encodes 359 amino acids. NCBI's taxonomy places the organism in Eukaryota, Viridiplantae, Streptophyta, Magnoliopsida, Proteales, Proteaceae. Gene Ontology annotation, molecular function: UDP-glycosyltransferase activity. The transcript has a single exon.
CUCAUUGCCUUGUUGCCGACAUGUUCUUCCCUUGGGCAACAGACAUCGCCGCCAAGCUUGGGAUACCCAGGCUCCUUUUUCAUGGCACCAGUUUCUUCUCUCUUUGCGUCUCGAACCACUUGAAUCGAUAUGCACCUCAUGAGAACAUUAAAUCCGAGACCCAAACCUUCAUUGUUCCAGGUCUUCCUGACCAGAUAAAGCUGACGAGGUCCCAGUUGCCCGAACACUUGAAAACACCAAGCGAGCUGAGCAAUUUGCUUCAACGCAUCAGAGAAUCAGAGGAAAAGAGCUAUGGUGUAUUGGUGAAUAGCUUCUAUGAGUUGGAGCCUGCUUAUGCUGAUCACUACACGAAAGUCUUAGAAAGGAAGGCAUGGCACAUAGGCCCUGUUUCACUAAGAAACAGAGACAUUGUGGACAAGGCUCAGAGGGGAAACAGUGCUCCCACUGACAACCAGCAGUGCCUGAGUUGGCUCGAUUCAAAGAAACCCAAUUCCGUGCUGUACGUGAGCUUCGGUAGCGUGGCCCGUUUCACUGCUUCUCAGCUGCUUGAGAUUGCUAUGGGCCUCGAGGCUUCUGGUUACCCAUUCAUUUGGGUUGUGAGAUCGAAGGAUGAGAGUGAACAGAGGUGGAUGCCAGAAGGGUUUGAAGAGAGGAUUGAAGGGAAGGGUUUGAUAAUAACGGAUUGGGCACCUCAAGUUUUGAUCUUGGACCAUCCUGCCGUUGGAGGGUUCGUGACCCAUUGCGGAUGGAACUCGGCGCUUGAGAGCGUGAGUGCGGGGGUGCCCAUGAUCACUUGGCCUUUAUUUGCAGAGCAGUUCUAUAAUGAAAAGCUGGUAACCCAAGUGCUGAGGGUAGGAGUGAGUGUAGGGGCUCAUGGACAUGGUGCAUUUAGAGCGGAAAAGGCAGCAGUGGAGAGAGAUGACAUAGAGAAGGCUGUGGAGCAAUUGAUGGGUGGUGGAGAAGAAGCAGAGCGUAUGAGGACUCGAGCUAUGGAGCUCAAAGAGAUGGGGAGAAGAGCUGUCGAAGAAGAAGGGUCUUCUUAUACCGACUUGACAGCUUUGCUUGAGGAGCUAAGGUUUCAUCCACGGCCGGCAGUCUAGAAUCUAGAUUAAAUUCCAAUUUUUUUUCUGCUCUGCGCUUGAAUGGAUUUAGAUAAGUGAUAAUCUGUUUCUAACCAUCCCGGUUACAAUAGAUUCUUGUAACCCUUUCUU